Messenger RNA from Corylus avellana, 2485 nucleotides. RefSeq names its product S-adenosyl-L-methionine-dependent methyltransferases superfamily protein (gene ERD3). Gene Ontology annotation, molecular function: methyltransferase activity. The record is from RefSeq and is a predicted model, not a curated record. Lineage: Eukaryota; Viridiplantae; Streptophyta; Magnoliopsida; Fagales; Betulaceae. Gene Ontology annotation, cellular component: endosome; trans-Golgi network; cytoplasm.
UGUUUACAGCUUACCCAAGUUGUUUUAAUUGACAAAUGGAUCUUAAACCAGUACGCGGUUUCAUUGAUUUUCCGGAGUUGUUUUAUAAUCUCUCUUUUUUUUUUUUUGUACCUAAUUCUCUCUCUCUCCAUCGAGUUAAUUGAGUAAAAGUUGGACGCAUACUGGAUCUGUCCUUGAAAAUUGAGUCUUGUUGUGUGACUUUCAUCGAUCUGAUUGCUAUGCUCUUCUGCUGUUUGUAACUUGUAACAACAAUUAUCAUCUUGCUUAAGAUUGAUGGGUUUUACUCAGUGAUUGUUGACAACUUCAGGGAUCAUGAAGCAUAAAGAUGGAAAACCAGGUCCCCAAGGGGACAAAAGUUCAAGGCUUGUCCCCAUGUCAAUCAUGUUUAUUGUGCUAUGUGGAUUUUCAUUUUACCUUGGUGGAAUCUUUUGUUCUGAGAAGAACAGGUUUAACACCAAGAAUGUUGCAAGGGAUGUCCAAUCUCCCAAGAGAUCAGUAGCUACUCCUCUACAAAUUAAACCUACUCAGUUUCCUGUAUGCAGCAGUGACUAUCAAGACUACACUCCAUGCACAGAUCCAAGGAGAUGGAAGAAGUAUGGCCUUCAGCGGCUUAGUUUCAUGGAACGCCACUGCCCUCCUGUAUAUGAAAGGAAGGAAUGCUUGGUUCCACCACCUGAUGGGUAUAAGCCACCAAUUAAAUGGCCAAAGAGCAGGGAUGAAUGCUGGUACAGGAAUGUGCCAUAUGAUUGGAUUAACAAGCAAAAAUCUAAUCAACAUUGGCUGAGGAAAGAAGGGGAGAAGUUCCUCUUUCCUGGUGGGGGUACUAUGUUCCCUAGAGGCGUUGGUGCAUAUGUUGAUCUGAUGCAAGAUCUGAUUCCAGAAAUGACAGAUGGGACUGUUCGAACUGCGAUUGACACUGGGUGUGGGGUUGCAAGCUGGGGUGGUGAUUUGUUAGAUCGUGGGAUUCUAACAGUUUCUCUAGCCCCAAGAGAUAAUCAUGAAGCUCAAGUCCAGUUUGCACUGGAACGUGGAAUUCCAGCAAUACUUGGCAUCAUUUCUACACAGCGCCUUCCCUUCCCCUCAAAUUCAUUUGAUAUGGCUCAUUGCUCAAGAUGCCUUAUCCCCUGGACAGAGUUUGGUGGAAUUUACCUCCUCGAAAUACACCGCAUACUUCGUCCUGGAGGCUUCUGGGUUUUGUCUGGCCCACCUGUUAACUAUAAAAACCGCUGGCGGGGAUGGAACACAACUGUGGAAGAGCAGAGAUCAGAUUAUGAAAAGUUGCAGGAGCUGCUAACUUCUAUGUGCUUCAAACUGUACAACACGAAAGAUGAUAUUGCUGUUUGGCAGAAAUCUUCAGACAAUAGUUGCUACAAUCAGCUGGCUAAGCCAGAUGUCUAUCCACCUAAAUGUGAUGAUAGCCUGGAACCAGAUUCAGCAUGGUACACUCCACUUCGCUCUUGUGUUGUUGUUCCAAACCCGAAGUUUAAGAAAUCUGCGUUGACAGCCAUCACUAAAUGGCCUGAGCGGUUGCAUACUGCACCUGAACGGAUCUCAGAUGUUCAUGGUGGAAGUGCUAGUACUUUCAAGCAUGAUGACAGUAAGUGGACGGUGCGAGUGAAGCAUUACAAAAAGUUGCUCCCUGCCAUUGGGACUGAUAAGAUAAGAAAUGUAAUGGACAUGAAUACAGCUUAUGGAGGUUUUGCUGCGGCUUUAGUUGAUGAUCCCCUGUGGGUCAUGAAUGUGGUCUCGUCCUAUGCUGCCAAUACACUUCCUGUCGUCUUUGAUCGUGGUCUCAUUGGCACAUACCAUGAUUGGUGUGAAGCGUUCUCGACAUAUCCUCGAACUUAUGAUCUCCUUCACCUUGAUGGCCUUUUUACAGCCGAAAGCCAAAGAUGUGAUAUGAAAUAUGUGCUAUUGGAGAUGGACCGGAUUGUGCGACCCAACGGGUAUGCAAUAAUUCGGGAAUCUAGCUAUUUUGUGGAUGCUGUUGCCACCAUUGCCAAGGGGAUGAGAUGGGAUUGUCGUAAAGAAGACACCGAGUAUGGCAUUGAGAAGGAGAAGAUAUUGAUUUGCCAGAAAAAACUCUGGUACUCCCCUAACAAGAGCUCAAGAUGAGGAACAUGGAAAACCAAACCAUGAUGAGAAUCUCUUGGGGGGCAGAAUAUAAAUACAAAUUCGGUGAAUAGAAGAAGCAAAGAGAAGCAAAUUUUUACAGAGAGAUUAGUUAAAAGUCUAUAGAAGCCAAAAAGUCCUUGAAAUUCAUAUUCUUCAACUGAAAAUUAGUUGCCCAAUAAUAUGAUUUUGUUUUAACUUUAUAUUAUAGAUAUAAAAUUCCUUGCAAGGCAGCAACAUGAACCUCGUAUUAUUCCCUUAUUUUUUGUUCAUUAUUUAUUUUCCUUCUUGUGUAUUGUUGUCUUUCUAUGUUGUUUAACCAAGUUGUUGAAAAUAUGCGAGGGCUUGAAUCACUCCCUCACAGCUUGUGAUA